UUCGGUUCGCCCGCCCGGCUCAGGCAGGUGCGAGCCCGCCGCAGCGCUUAUGCAACGGCGGCACGGCGGGGUCGCCCCGCUGAGGCGGGCGCUGCUCCCGGCGCUGACCCAGGCGCCCGGUCCCGCAGGGGGGCGGUCAGUGGCAGCGCCCGCCCGGGCCCGACCGGCUCCCCUGGGGCCGCCGCGCCGACAUCUUAGCGCCGGAGGGACAAAGCGUGGCGGCGCUGUCCGUCGGCCGGGCGCUGCCCGGCCGCCGCGGCUGUCGCCAGCCGUGAGUGACAGCCCCGGCGGGGAGAACUCGAAAGAUCGCAGCCCUGGCCCGGCGCCCCCCGGGCACGCUCCCGAGAAGCCCGUGAAACAAGAGGAAAUGGCUGCCUUAGACGUGGACAGCAGCAGCCACAGCGAAUAUCUCCAGCACGGCAACGGCGCCGCCUCGGCCUCCGCCGGGGCGGCCGCCCCCCAGGACGCGCAGCCGUCACCGCUCGCUCUGCUGGCGGCCACCUGCAGCAAGAUCGGCCCGCCGUCGCCGGAGGAGGAUGAGGCCGCCGCCGCCGCCGCUGCCUCUCACUCUGCCGGAGCGACAGGGGAUUUGGCUUCUGUGCAAUUAGCUGGAGCUCCAAACAGAUGGGAGGUCUUGUCUGCAGCUCCUACCACUAUAAAGGAUGAAGCUGGUAAUAUAGUACAGAUUCCAGGUGCUGCCACAGUAACUUCAAGUGGGCAGUAUGUCCUUCCUAUUCAGAGUUUGCAAAAUCAACAAAUCUUUUCUGUUGCACCAGGAUCAGAUUCGUCGAAUGGUACAGUGUCUAAUGUACAAUACCAAGUAAUACCCCAGAUCCAGACAGCGGAUGGUCAGCAGGUUCAACUUGGCUUUGCAGCCUCUUCUGAUAAUAGCAGUAUAAAUCAAGAAACUGGUCAAAUUCAGAUCAUUCCUGGCUCGAAUCAAACCAUCAUUGCCUCUGGAACAUCUUCAGCUAAUAUUCAGAAUAUCUUAUCUGGUCAGUCUGGUCAAGUCCAGGUUCAGGGAGUUGCAAUUGGUGGUUCAUCUUACCCUGGCCAAGCACAAGUGGUUGCUAACGUCCCUCUUGGACUGCCAGGAAAUAUUACUUUUGUACCCAUUAAUAGUGUUGAUCUAGAUUCUCUGGGACUUGGAAGUGGUUCUCAAACCAUGACAGCAGGCAUUAAUGCAGAUGGGCACUUGAUAAAUACCGGACAGGCCAUGGAUAGUUCAGAUACUUCUGAGAGGACUGGUGAGCAAGUUUCUCCUGAAAUUACAGAAACUGCCACUGAUAACGACUUAUUUGUGCCAACAUCAUCUUCAUCACAAUUGCCCGUUACCAUAGACAGUUCAAGUAUAUUGGAACAAAAUGCAAAUGACUUGACCACAACUAGUGGUCAAGUUCAUGGUUCUGAUCUUCAGGGAAAUUACAUCCAGACAUCAGUCUCUGAUGACACGCAGGCUCAGAAUAUUCAGGUGUCCACAGCACAGCCAAUUGUACAACACAUACAGCUACAAGAGUCGCAGCAGCCAACCAGUCAAGCCCAGAUUGUACAAGGUAUUGCGCAACAGACAAUCCACGGUGUUCAAGCAAGUCAAAGUAUAUCUCAACAGGCUCUUCAGAAUCUUCAACUGCAGCUGAAUCCUGGAACUUUCUUAAUUCAGGCACAAACAGUGACCCCUUCUGGGCAGAUAACCUGGCAGACAUUUCAAGUGCAAGGAGUUCAGAACUUGCAGAACUUGCAAAUUCAGAAUGCACCUGGUCAACAAAUAACUCUGACCCCUGUGCAGACACUCACUCUUGGUCAAGUUGCAGCAGGUGGUGCGUUGACAUCAACUCCAGUUAGUCUAAGCACUGCUCAAUUGCCAAAUCUACAGACAGUUACAGUAAACUCUAUAGAUUCUGCUGGUAUUCAGCUACAUCAAGGAGAAAAUGCUGGCAGUCCUGCAGAUAUUAGGAUUAAAGAAGAGGAUCCUGAUCCAGAAGAGUGGCAGCUCAGUGGUGAUUCUACACUGAAUACUAAUGAUCUAACACAUUUGAGAGUACAGGUCGUAGAUGAGGAAGGGGACCAACCACAUCAGGAGGGGAAAAGACUGCGACGAGUAGCGUGUACAUGUCCCAACUGCAAAGAAGGUGGUGGAAGAGGCUCCAAUUUGGGAAAAAAGAAGCAACACAUUUGUCACAUACCAGGAUGUGGCAAAGUAUAUGGGAAGACUUCACACUUGAGAGCUCAUCUCCGCUGGCAUUCUGGAGAACGUCCAUUUGUUUGUAAUUGGAUGUUCUGUGGCAAAAGAUUCACUCGCAGCGAUGAGCUCCAGCGACACCGAAGAACGCACACAGGUGAGAAGAAAUUUGUCUGUCCAGAAUGUUCAAAACGCUUUAUGAGAAGUGACCAUCUUGCCAAACACAUUAAAACACAUCAGAAUAAAAAAGGUAUUCACUCUAGCAGUACAGUGCUGGCAUCAGUAGAAGCAACAUCUGAUGAUACUUUGAUUACUGCAGGAGGAACAACACUUAUCCUUGCAAAUAUUCAACAAGGUUCUGUUUCAGGAAUAGGAACUGUUAAUACAUCUGGCACCAGCAAUCAGGAUAUUCUUACCAACACUGAAAUACCUUUACAGCUUGUCACAGUUUCGGGAAAUGAGACAAUGGAGUAAAUAUUACACAAGAUACCUAUUAAUUGUGGUUAUUUUUAUACAGUAGUGAGAAGAAUAUUGUUCCUAAGUUCUUAGAUAUCUUUUUAUUGAUGUGCAAAAAUUUUUGGAUUGACAGUAACUUGGUUAUACAUGACACUGAAAUGCCUUACUUUGUAUGAUAUUCCAUAGUAUAUUAAAAUGGUAAAAUUGCAUGGGUUUUGUAGGUACUUUUGGAAUCUAGAAGAGAAGAAAUUUUACCAAGUUAUAUUAAAAAAAAAAAAAAAAGAAUUUAACGAUGGAAAUGGUAGUCUAACCAAAUGCAUCAAUCCUGUGUGGUUUAGUGUAAAAAAAAUGAGAACAUGUUGGUAUUUAUCUAUUGUAAGAUAAAAGAAGUUGAUGGGUGAAAAGAAAUCACAUUAUGAUAAAAGAAAUUUUGUAAUUUUCUUGAUGACUGGAAUUUUUAUUAUGCAUAACUGACAAAUCAAUUUCCAAGCAAAUGUUACAUAGUGUAGGCUUUACUUAGCUCAUCAACUUGUCAUUUUGAAGCUAAUUAUUUUAAUUAGGUUAACUAUGUACAAUAUUUUAAGCAUUACUCUUGUAAGAUUUUGCAAACUACAUUUUAACAUGGAACUCUAGGGAUAGUCACCUUUUAAAUCCUAUUGAAAAGCCAUGUUUAAGAUUUAAUUUGCCAAAAUGAUGUCUUGUUAAUAUUCUUUCAAUAACCAAGGUGGGCAAUAUAACCAAUGUUUAAAAAGCUUAAAAUGUUAAGAAAAAUAAAUAUGUAUAGGUUGAAGCAUUUGGGUGGUAAGGCAGAUGUUAUAGUGAAGUAUAUCCCUUCUUUUGAACAUUGGAGGACCAAAAAUAAGGUGUAUUGCGUCUCAGCAGUGAUUUUUAUCAAAUCUUUUUCCAAAAAAAAAAACCAUCUGUAUGCCAGGGCCUUAAAAGCCAUCAUGUAAAUUACCAGUAAAAUAUAACAUAUGCAAAUAUAAAAGAAAAAUCACUUCCAUAUUGACAGUACUCCCAAACAUAUGGAUAUAGUCAUAGUGAACUAGGGGGGUUAUGAGGUUUUUAUUUGUUUGUUGUUUAGUUUUUGGUUAGUCAAUCUGCAUUUUAAUAUCAGCCAUCUUUCCUUUUUUGCUUCUUCCCUUAAAAUUGUAUGUAUCCAGUACAUUUAACUGAUAAACAUAUAUGUUUUUUAUUAUGCUGAAUUUUCUUUUUAUUUUUUAAUUACUGUUUAUAUUUUCAAUUAUAGAAAAUGUACAAAAUGAAGUUAUAUAGCCAGCCUGUAAGUGCUAUACCAUUUUCAAAAAAUGUACAACAAUAAUUACUGCAGUUCACCUAUUUACAAACAUUUGGAAAUCUGUUCAUUUGUUAUUCUUAAAACCACCUCAAAUUUAAAGGCUACCUUAUUGUACGUUUAAAGUGUAUUAUAACAGUGUGGUAGUUAAUAAAACACUAUUUUUUUUUCUUUUGA
Vidua macroura (Pin-tailed whydah) is the source of this 4106-nucleotide messenger RNA. RefSeq names its product Sp3 transcription factor (gene SP3). The record is from RefSeq and is a predicted model, not a curated record. Gene Ontology annotation, molecular function: RNA polymerase II cis-regulatory region sequence-specific DNA binding; DNA-binding transcription factor activity, RNA polymerase II-specific. The transcript is spliced from 7 exons. Lineage: Eukaryota; Metazoa; Chordata; Aves; Passeriformes; Viduidae. Gene Ontology annotation, biological process: regulation of transcription by RNA polymerase II. Bases 50 to 2653 code for a protein of 867 amino acids.